AUGUUCAAUGCCCAAUUUCAACUGUUUUGCUCGGUUUCGUUCAACGAAGGUGAAAUUUGUGUGGUCGCUUCUCGAACUGGUACGAUCUAUCAUCCAGCAUGUUUUCAAUGUGCAGAGUGCGCCACGUUGCUUGUCGACCUCAUUUACUUCUCUCAUGAUGGCAAGGUUUAUUGUGGUCGGCACCAUGCGGAACAAAUCAAGCCAAGAUGUGCCCGAUGUGAUGAAGUGGGUACCGCUGUUUCUUGA
Messenger RNA from Cooperia oncophora, 246 nucleotides. The record is from the annotation of a GenBank genome assembly. NCBI's taxonomy places the organism in Eukaryota, Metazoa, Nematoda, Chromadorea, Rhabditida, Trichostrongylidae.